AACCACGAAUGGCGGUAUCAUUGUUGGCGAAUUUCUGCAACAGUGGAUUAGAGCAGCUCUGUCAGACACCGGAGCCUUUGAAGUUCUAUUACCAAAUUAACGAACAGGAAAACUUCGGGCGUGCGCAUAUGGAGCAAAAGGUACAAAUGGAAUUCGUCAACAAUUUUUACAACAAUCAACAACAACAACAGCAACAACAGCGACAGGAGCAACAACAACAACCGGUGCAAAGUCAGCACCCGAACAGUCAACAACAACAACAGCAACAAGGCCCACAGAAUUUCGAAGAGAUUUCCCAGAACUACAAUCUCGAUAACGACGAUACCUACAGUGGUUCCCCGAACAAUUUCCAAGAUUAUCGGAACAAUUUUGUGGACUCACCACCGGACUCCAAGGAAAAUUGGCCCGACGAGUACAGCAAAAUGCAACCGUUGCACGCACCGCUCAGCGACGCGAACGUAACUCCGACAACCACCGUGGUCGCGGUGGCGGCGGCAGCAGCAGCAGCAGCGGCUGUGGCCGCCCAACAGGAUGGAACCUACACUGCUGCGAUUCCGAAUCGAAAACGACGCCUCGAGUGGAUAUCCGCCAACCAGGAGGAUAAAAUCGGCCGUUCCGAGCCUAAGAUUGCCAACACCGACAAAGAUCGUGAUGCCAAACGUAAAGGUGCAAUGCGCUGGCAUGAGGAACUAGACCUUGAUUUGAGCAACGAAUUGUCCAACAACGGCUACAUCAGUGACUCACUACUGAACUUUCCCGUCUUCAAGCAAGAAAUGCCAUCACCACCUCAAAAAAUCGGCACAGAAGUGAUAAAAGGUUCGAAAGGUCCAGUAGCAUCAAACUCGCUGAAUCACCAGCAACAGCAUCAUCAUCAGCACCAGCUACAGGGUCAGGACAAUCCACAGCAAGAACAGCAGCACAAUAAUCAGGUUGGGUCACAGCAAAACAUAAACAAUGUUGUCAACAUCAGUGGCGCUCCACAAGGCUCGGUUUGCAACGAAACGCUUGUCGAAGAAAUCGCCGGCGUGGGUCAAGGCAACAUGAAUGGCAUUGGCGGAUUUCAAAACUUCAUGCACGGAAACCGUUAUGAUAAUACAGGAAACCUCACUCAAUCACACAGCAAUGGCCAAUGCACGGAGUUGAAAGAUGACACCAGAUUCCAGUACGUGCUAGCCGCAGCCACGUCCAUCGCCACCAAGAACAAUGAAGAAUCUCUCACCUACUUAAACCAGGGUCAGAGCUAUGAGAUUAAGCUGAAAAAACUCGGCGAUUUGGCGACCUUCCGAGGAAAGAUACUGAAAAGUAUUAUAAAGAUUUGCUUCCACGAGCGUCGCUUGCAAUACAUGGAACGCGAACAGAUGCAGCUGUGGCAAGCUUCCCGCCCGGGGGAAAGAAUUUUAGAUGUUGAUAUUCCACUUUCGUAUGGAUUGAUUCAGGUGCAACCGAACAGCAGCAAUCUUUUGAACACAAUGGAAGUGUACUGGGAUCCCAUGAAGGAGAUCGGUGUCUACAUCAAGGUGAACUGUAUUUCGACCGAAUUCACGCCGAAGAAGCACGGCGGCGAAAAGGGUGUUCCCUUCCGGAUUCAAGUGGAAACUUAUCUGGACACUGACAGUGGUAGCAAUUCUGGUGGAUUGGAUUGUUCCGUCAAACCACUGCACGCGGCUGCGUGUCAAAUUAAGGUUUUUAAAUUGAAAGGAGCCGACCGUAAGCACAAACAAGAUCGCGAGAAAAUUCUUAAACGGCCACCGGCAGAGCAAGAGAAAUAUCAGCGCAGCAGCGAGUGUACUUUUUUGACGGAUAUAACAACCGAACCGAUGCUUACGCCUCUGGUUGGCAGUUACAGUCCCGAACAAGUAAAACGUAAUAUAUCACCACUGCUUAAGGCACCUACUUCGCCGGUGCAUAUGAACAAAUUUGAGAACAUCAUGUCUUCGUUUUGCAACGGUUCGGUUAACUCAACCAACAAAUCAGUGGUGAUGGGUGCCGCGGCAGCUUCGAGCAAUCCGAUUGCUAUCAGUAACGUUUCCUCCACGAACAGCCUCUGUAAACUGAUCGACCAAAGUGCACUCUCACCUACGCAGGUCAGUGCGGAUGUAGACGAUUAUGUGCCAAACAUAACGAAGGAUUCGAGCCCAUCCGCACUCGCUCAGUGGAUGAGUUAUCAUCGACUAAAUGCAUACGCGAAGACUUUCUCGCAAUUUUCUGGAUCAGAUUUGUUGAGAACUUCCAAGGAUGAUUUGUGCAAAAUUUGUGGCGUUGCCGAUGGAAUACGCAUGUACAAUAUACUACAUUCAAAAGCCAUUAUGCCUCGUCUCACCAUAUACGUUUCCUUCGAUGGCACCAUGUAUCACGCCGUUUAUCUGCACACAGGCACCUUGAACGAACUUGUGCAAAGUUUGCAAAGAAUUCCCGAUUUCGUUGAAGCCAUACAGGGCUUAAACUCAUCCGAUAGCACCAAUCCAUGGUCCGGUAGCUUCCAACGGUCGCUGAAGAGUGCUGCUGGGGCGGGUGGAAAUAAAUACGCGAACGUUACGACCAGUGAUGCGCACACCUCGGUACCAUCGCCCUCGUCGCCCAUUUCUUCGUCGUCCACCGUUCCGAGACUUAAUUUACUGGUCAAUGGCCCGAAUGGAGUACAUGUCCUGCUGACGGAUGAGGUGCUGAGCAACAUCAAGGAAGAAAGUCUGUUCCAGCUUGAGGUAAAAUCAAACGGUAAUGUUCUUAUGAAAGCAGUCGCAGUUUCGAAUAGUGCUUCAUCAGGGAGUAGUGGGGAAAAUGAUAUGAAUUGAACGCUGAAAAUAUUUAAUGUUGAAUCUUCAACCCUUCUCUCUUGUGAAUGAAUUUCCAUGCGUUUCUUUGUUUCGAAUAAUUACCAUCCACCAACAAAAUUAUGAAAACAUGCUUCAUGUGCCUCAGGUUGCACGACAGUACUUCAAUUCUUCAAUACAGCAAAUAAACCGUAUCAUUCUAGUUACAUAUACCAUUGCCGUACGGGACAUGAGAAAAUUCGUAACUUGUGUGCCAUUGAGUCGAUUUGAAAACAAAUCAAGAGAACCCAUGUUGCCUUCUGAUUCCAACAAAACAUGGCGCCAAUGUCACUGGCAUUGGUGUCAAAUCGGUGAAAACGUAGCAUUUAAUCGCCAGUGUUGAACGUGUCGUUAUUUCUUGUUUAAGGGGUGAAGUAGAUAAGAGCGCAGUCUGACUAAGAGAUUUUUCGCAAGUACAAAAUCAUUUUGAAUGUAAGUCUUGUUAUGUAAACACUACAUUUGCAUUACUCCGAAAGAAACAAAAAACUAAUGUGCCUUAUUCGCAAUGUUAAACUAUAAGUAUGAUAAACAUCACACACACACAAACAUCCGCGAGAGCAAUGGAAAACAUUUAUUGAAAAUUUGUUAAUUUCGGGAUAUGUUAAAAUUGACAUAAUGAAGCACUCAUACGAUACAUAAAAAAAUAAAGCAUGUGAUUAUUUUUCUCAAAAUAUAUGUCUUAAUGAAGGAGGAACAGAAGAUGUCAGAACAGUGGCCGAAUCAGUUUUGAUGGUUACGCGUAAUUUUUAUAUAAUAAAAUUUAUGUUUUGUGAACAGAAUAUUAGAGUUCAAAUUGAAUAUUUGUAUUUUCAAAUAAAAUUCGAAACAACA
This is a messenger RNA of Toxorhynchites rutilus septentrionalis, 3641 nucleotides long. RefSeq names its product upstream-binding protein 1 (gene gem). NCBI's taxonomy places the organism in Eukaryota, Metazoa, Arthropoda, Insecta, Diptera, Culicidae. Bases 9 to 2792 code for a protein of 927 amino acids. Gene Ontology annotation, biological process: regulation of transcription by RNA polymerase II. The transcript has 11 exons. Gene Ontology annotation, cellular component: nucleus. Gene Ontology annotation, molecular function: RNA polymerase II cis-regulatory region sequence-specific DNA binding; DNA-binding transcription activator activity, RNA polymerase II-specific. The record is from RefSeq and is a predicted model, not a curated record.